UGGGUAUGUUUGAGUUUGGCGCGGCGCUCCGGCAGCAUCUAUUCCACGAGCGCACGCCGUUCUAUGCGAUGAAUAUUAUCCACGACAAGGAUUACAACACGAUCAACACGGUGUGCCGCAUCAAUGAGUCCGACGUGAGCGCGCGCGACGAACGUUUACCGCCCGCAUUAUACGCGCGACUAAGUUUUCGCGACUUUCGCGCACCACCAAAGGCACCCGGAGGGCAGCAAGGGCAGCAGGCACCGCCAGGGCAGCGGCGGCGGCGUCUUGGCACGCCGCUCGGCAAAGUUUCGUUCAGGCGCGUCGUGGUGAAUCCUACCGGCGGCAGGUGUCCGAACGCGAGGUGAGUUGUAUUUUAUUCCCGAAACGCUUACCGAAAACCUUAGAACAAGAUGACAGAAACCAACAACAAAUUCUAUAGAAAGCUUGCACCUGUUAAACAAAAGGAAUUCAUCCGCCCAACUGAACGAAGAAGAUUGCAAUCCAGUUGUAGUGCUGCAACAAGACGAACUUUAUAAUAAACAGACGUACUACUUAAUUUAGUUAUUAUGCAUAUCAUGCAUAACUUGGAUACCAGCACGGCGAUGGCGGCGGCGGCGUCGAACAACUCAGCGACGCCACGCACUCCAGAAAUCGUCAACUCAUUGAUCGCCAUGACAAACCCGCUGGACUUCAUGUGCGGCGGUGAUAACAACGGCAUCAAUUACGGAGCCACGUCGAUGAAGCGCUUUUAUGCGAAUAGCGCUUCCAGUGAUUCGAACAGCUCCAGCUCCAGCCAGGAGUCGCGCACUGGCGGCGGCCAUCAUAUACGCAUCAAUGCCUUCCCACCGACGCCUGCACCGAGCAUCCAGCAGACGUGCUCGCAGCUCAUCAAAGCCGGACUCAAACUAUCGAUCGAGCAGAAACGAAAACUGCAAAGCGACAACGAGGAUCUAGUCGAUCUCAACAAGAUCAAGCGGAUCAAGAGAAACGAAAGUGAAUCCGAAGAGGACAAACAGAGUAGCAUACUUGGGUUGACACCUGAGGACGAAGAGCGACGCCGUCGCCGACGUGAGCGCAACAAGAUCGCUGCGACAAAGUGCCGCUUGAAGAAGCGCGAGCGCACCGCGAAUCUCAUCCAGGAGGCCGAAGUACUCGAAUCGUCCAAUGUUGAAUUCAAGGCACAAUUUUCGGCGCUCAAAACGGAAAAGUUGCGCUUGGAGGAAAUACUACGCCAGCAUAAGCUGUCCUGUUCCAAAGAGCAGGAUUCCGCGUAUAAUCGCCUGCCGCCAAUGCACUCGAUCGAAACGACAAGUAAUCACCAUUCCUACAGUCGUCCGCCGACGUCCACGGUGGACACGAACGACUCCUGCUAUCAUCACCAGCAAGCGAAUCAAUUGGACUUCGAUUCGACGCAAAUGUACAACACCUUGCAGUACAAAACGCCUAGUAUAAUCGUCGAGUCCGUCAACGACGACGAUUAUCCCAGUUUGACGGAUCUGGAUAAUCCAAACGACACUAGCUACGGCUACAAUUACGGACAGAAUCAAAACUACAGCUUGGAUGGCUGCAUGGCCUAACAGUGUCUAGAUAUUAAACACUCACAGAGUUUUAACAUUUGUUAUACCGUUUUUAAUUUUCAUAUUUUAAUCGUGGUCGACUCGGAUAUAAUGAUAUAUAGUAAAGCGCGCUUUAGAUCUUGAAUCUAUGAAUCUCCCAAAUGCUUUGAAAAGUGUCUCCGUUGCUAGCGCAAUGUAAAUUUUCAAAUGCGCAUUCGGGAAAUUCGAAAUACCUGAAUUAAUUUUAAAUUUUAGCCAAGGAGGGUGUGUAAAUCUUAUUCUAUUAAUCUGUUUGUGUCAAUUUGAGGUUAGAACAGUUGCAAGUCACGAAUUUAUUGAUGUAAAUUCGAUUUUUGCUUAGUAUAGAUGUUGGUUUAACCUCAAAUGCACCCCCAUUUUAAAAGGUUGUCUUUCUUUGUUUCUUCGAGCAUUCCAAGCAUGAUUUGUAGGAGUUUUAAUGAUGUAUACAAUCAAACUGAAAGAUAGUAUUGUUUUUGAAUUCUGUUUUUAACUGCCAAAUUGUUUAUCUCAGCUGUACGCAACGCUUUUGAUGUGUACAUACAUGAUAUCGAACAGAUUGGCGCUACGAUUUUGAUUUGAAACUUGAUGCCUCUAAUCUAUAUCGUGUGAGAUUGAGAUUGAGAUGAUGCAGAACUUUGUUACUUAAGCAAUUUAUAGAGAUUUGUAUAAAUUCGCUUUAAGAGGCAAAACCAGUCGCACAAUUUUUGACUAUUUGGUGCGACUCUUUGUUGCGAGGAGAAAAAAAUGAGCAUGAAAACUAAAAUGUAGACAUUUGCACUAUCCUACUCAUAUAUUUUUAUAAGCGCUUUCUGCCACACGUAAUUAAAGCGGAUCCCUGUGCCUUAUUGUUGACUUUCAUUAAAUAUUUUAUACUUUGUAAGCAAUAGAAUGGCAUUAGUUGUAUAUGUAUAUAAAAGAACUAACUUUUCACACAAUUCCAUUCGUGAAAAGCAAACACUAACAAGAUGAGAUCAAAAAGAGAUUCGAACGUGAAGAUUGAUGCAGAUUAAGAACAAAUUACAUGCACAAUAAGUACAUACGUUGUUAAUUAAUUAUAAAUAUUAAUGAAUUUGUGAUAUAUCUAUUAAGAGAUGAGAUGGCUUAACGACAGAAAAUGUAACCAGCAUUUCUAUUUUUAUUAAAAGAUGCCAGGAUUGGGUAGAUGACGAAGUGAUUCUGUUUUGUUCAAUGACAAAUAUUUUUUUUAUAUAAAAAUCAACACGAAAAAUUGCAAGAGAGAAUUUUGAUGGGAUGUAUACAGAGAAAAACUUAAAGUUGUGAACAUAUUUCAAAUAUUAACGAAGUUGAUACUUGGUGCUGCACGGAUUUUACUCGAUACGUGUCUAAAAUAGAUUUUAUUGUUACCACAUGCAGAGAAUUUCAAGUCAGAUAUAUAUUAAUUGUCGCAAUUACCAAUUUGUUUAUAUAAAUAUUAUGAAAAUUUGAUUCAACACUUGUUACCUGUAGUUUUAUUUCCACUUUACGGGUGAAUAACGCAUGUUUAAUUCAUUUUACCAUUGUUUUCAAUAUUUUUUGUAUAAAAUUGCUGUUAUAACUUUGUAUAAAUCAUUUUAAAUUGUAUUAUACCAUCAUAUUUAAUUUAUAUUGUAUAUUUUGUAUUUUGCAAAUGAUAUUGUGCCUAUAAUUUCUUUCAUUUUCAUUCUGUUGUAUUGACUUCACUUUCAUUUAAAGAUAAUGUCGUCAAAAUUAUAUUCAAUACACAAUCAAAUUUUUAAA
Molecule: messenger RNA, 3296 nt
Organism: Dalotia coriaria
Lineage: Eukaryota; Metazoa; Arthropoda; Insecta; Coleoptera; Staphylinidae
Gene: Atf3
Product: Activating transcription factor 3
Exons: 4
Coding region: 549-1559 (336 amino acids)
Biological process (GO): regulation of transcription by RNA polymerase II
Cellular component (GO): nucleus
Molecular function (GO): DNA-binding transcription factor activity, RNA polymerase II-specific; RNA polymerase II cis-regulatory region sequence-specific DNA binding
Source: RefSeq, a predicted model, not a curated record